AUGGUAGGUUGGCAAUUUCGACUGACACCAAAACAAGCAGCCGCGAAAAUUGUUGUUGUUAUUAUUGGUCUAGCAAUUGGAGCAUAUGGUGUGGCAAAAGUCUAUAAACCGCUUCAGCUCAAUUCUUGCACGGCAAUUCUUAAAUUCGAUUGUUCUGCUGUGAAAAGUUUUUACAUGGUCAGCUUGAGCCGUAUCAGUGGUAUAAUGGGUUUCAGGACGAAUUGGAUUUGCGCAAAGGUGAAUUGUUACGAUACUAUAAAGCGAAACAUGACGAACGUAUCCGACAAGCUACCAACAAGUCAAACUAACAAAUAUCUAAUAGGUGUUGGUGGCGAUGGCAGUUAUCAUGAUCGCUCACCUUCUGAUUCCUUAUUCAAACAAACAUUUAAGUUUUACAAACGGCAUGAUGUGGUGCCCAGUUUCUCCGAAGUUCGUAAUUUACGAUGCUCUUUAUCUACUCAUGGAAUAAUUUGCUCAAAAUUUGAACCAACUGUGGUACCAUCGGAUGUAAUGUUGGAAAAACUUGGACUUCGUCCAGUAUCAAAUUGGACUGCUUCAACUAUUACUCAUCGUCCGGGUAUGGUAAUGUUGAAUGAUAUUUUUGAACCAAUCCAUCAUCUUCACUGGAUAAAACGCUCAUUGUUUGUUUACACUGAACCGCCUGGUUUCACCAAUGUUGGCCUACAGGUUCCCAAUGUUCGAAAUGUAUUCAAAGAAUACAGGAAACAAUUGCGCUGGUCCACUCUUGGUCUCCACUACGAUUGGGCAACGAAAAUUUAUCCUUUUGAGGGUGAGUCACUUCCUGAGGAGCUGAUAUUGCUAUCGAAUGUUCUCUCCGAAGCACUUGGUACAGGACCGAUGUAUGCUGAUGCUGCUAUCAUAAACUUCUACUCAAGAAAAUCAACAUUGGCGCCACAUAUUGACAGAUCGGAACGAAAGCUAUCUUCACCACUUAUUUCGUUAAGUUUCGGCCAGACCGCAAUUUAUCUGGCUGGUGGAACUGAUUUAAAUGACCCAAUUGAUGCAUUUUACAUACAGUCAGGUGAUGUCCUCGUCGUUUAUGGGCCACAACGGCUCAUAUAUCAUGCAGUACCACGGAUUCUACAAGAUAAAAAAUUCGAAGAUAAAAAUCAGCCUGAAGAGGUAGUGAAAUAUGCAAAUGAGAAUCGCAUCAACAUUACACUUAGGCAAGUUGAUGAACACAAGUAA
Molecule: messenger RNA, 1209 nt
Organism: Cercopithifilaria johnstoni
Lineage: Eukaryota; Metazoa; Nematoda; Chromadorea; Rhabditida; Onchocercidae
Source: the annotation of a GenBank genome assembly